AUGGACUCGUAUGUCGAUCUGCUGAACCUCAACUUCAUGUACUCCCUGCGCACAGGGAACCUGUUGACAGACAUGAUGAUUGCGGCCUUGCUGCCACUCGUGUCGAGUGCGAUAGCCUACCUCACGCGUACGUGGUGGCCGCAGCUGGUGAGUCGCGUCCUCUCCUACUUCGCCAACGUUGACAGCACAAGUGCUACCUUCAAGACACUUGAGCACAGCGGUGGGCUCUACUACGGCCAUACCCUGCGAGUGGCACUGUCGACGUAUGUGACGAAGGUGCUGAAGCCUCGCUUCGAUGUGGCAGAGCUGAAGUACAUCUCUGUUCCAGGAAAGUUGCUUCGAGAUGCGGGGAGCUACACCGAAGCCCUGCGUGACUACUGUUUCGUGGACGCCGGCCCGGCCAAGGAGCUCCCCAUGCGUCUCACGACGCACCUUGAGCUGAAGCAGAGCGUCGCCGGAGACAACAACAACAAAAGCGGACGGAGCAAAGGUGAGGGCCGUCAAGGCGAGCCUGGGAAUUCGGUAGCGGCCCAGGAGUCGCUCUUCACCAUCACGCAGUACAAGCAUAGCUUCCCCACAUUCAUGAGGGGGCUCUGCUUGACACGCGCGAACACAACGGAGGCCUCGGAGGCGAGCGAAGCUGUCGCGCAGCUGGAGCGCGAUGCCAACGCCAACGGCGACGCUAUCCAGUCUCUCUUGGAACGCUCGCUGGAACACUACCGCUUCCAGUAUAAAGAAGCCGCGAAGCGCACGGAGCGCUACCUCUAUCAGCCGUUGCUGACGCAGCAGAAACUCGGCUUCGGCGCAUUGGUGUGUAACUGCUACCCGCUGCGCUCUGAGAAGACAUUUCAGUCUCUCUUCUUCCCCGCCAAGCCGCGACUCAUCAAGCUCAUUGAUGACUUUGAAAAGAAAACCGGCAAAUACGCCAUCCCCGGAUACCCGCAGAAGCUGGUGCUGCUGCUCUACGGACCCCCCGGCACCGGCAAAACAAGUCUUGCCAAGGCCGUUGCCGCCUACACUAAGCGGGACCUGUUUGCCAUCUCACUCUCCCGCAUUCGCAACGACGAGGAGCUGAUCAAGUGCAUGUUCAGCGGUCGCUUUAAAGUAAAAGAGAAGCAAAAUGACAGAAACUUCGACAACUGCAGGGGCAGCAACGACUCGAUGGAGGUGCUAGACCCGGCGAAGCUCGUGUACAUCCUCGAGGAUGUGGACGCCACGACAGCCAUUGUCCUCAAGGAUGAGUCGGAGGAGGGAGAAGCUGGAGGAGAGGAGCGGAAGCAACAGAAGAGACGUAGGGCAGAAGCCCCGACAACGCCACCGCUGUCAAGUGACACGAAGAGCAGUGAUAGGGUGACUGGCGAGAACAGCGAUGCCGCUGACGUGGUCUCAUCGGGAAAGGCAAGCACAUCAUCAGAGAAGGCCUUGACGAAGCACGAGAUGGUGAAGGUGACGGCCAAGAACCAAAAAGCUGCUAGUGCCCUCACUAUCGAGGGGCUCACGAAGGCGCUGAACGGCGUGCUGGACUUUCCGCAGCGCAUUGUCAUCAUGACGACAAACCACAUUGAGAAGCUACACCCAUCGUUGCUGCGGCCUGGCGUCGUGACGAUGAAGCUGCACAUGCACAACUUCGAUGCGGCGUGUGCAGUGGCCAUGGUGGAGCACUACUUCUCUCACACAACGCUUCUCCCGGCCCAGCUAGAGGAACUGCGCUCGUUGCUGGAAGCAGCGUCGGUGAGCACAUCCAAGUUGGACUCCACUAUGUCCACCUUUGAUGACAGUGCUAACAGCAGCACUCCCAAUACGAAAGGCCUCAGUCCUGCGGAACUGGAGCUGCGCUGCGCUGAGUGUGAUACGAUAGAGGAAUUGCUGGAGGUGCUCCGCCAGGGUAGCCGUGUGAACAUAUUCUGA
Molecule: messenger RNA, 1908 nt
Organism: Leishmania braziliensis MHOM/BR/75/M2904
Lineage: Eukaryota; Euglenozoa; Kinetoplastea; Trypanosomatida; Trypanosomatidae
Exons: 1
Coding region: 1-1908 (635 amino acids)
Molecular function (GO): ATP hydrolysis activity; ATP binding
Source: RefSeq, a predicted model, not a curated record